GAAACAUAUAAAACAAACCUUUUUUUGUUUUCUCCCAGGAGGAGAACAUGACCGCAGUGGACGCCGCCCCCAGAAAACAGCCCUCUAAGCUGGACGCGAAGCUCCAGUCGCUCCUCGAACUCAUCUGUGACCUCAGAGCCAUGGAGGAGUGUGUGCUGGAGAUGAAGUUCGACACCAGAAAAGCUCCCCUUGGAAAGCUGACCUCGGAGCAGAUCCGUGCAGGAUAUGAAGCCCUGAAGAGAAUCGAGUCAUGCUUGAAGAAAAAGGGAAGCAAUAAGGAGCUGCUGGACGCCUGCAACCAGUUUUACACCCGGAUCCCGCAUGACUUUGGGUUAAAAACGCCUCCAAUGAUUCGCACAGAAGAAGAACUGAAGGAAAAAAUUGCUCUGUUGGAGGCGCUGAGUGACAUCCAGAUUGCAGUGAAAGUGGCCGAGUCCAAUGCAGACAGUGACGAGCAUCCUUUGGACAGACAGUAUCACGCCCUGCAGUGCCAACUGGAGCCUCUGGACCAAAGCAGCCACGAGUUCAAGGUGAUAGAACGGUACCUGCAGUCCACUCACGCUCCCACUCACUCCGACUACACCAUGAAGGUCCUGGACGUCUUCUCAGUGGACCGGGGCGGCGAGAGCGACAACUUCCUGUCUCAUUUACACAACAGGACUCUGCUGUGGCACGGCUCCCGUCUGUCCAACUGGGUCGGGAUCCUCAGUAAGGGGCUCCGAGUGGCGCCGCCGGAGGCCCCCGUCACCGGAUACAUGUUUGGUAAAGGUAUUUACUUCGCAGAUAUGUCGUCAAAAAGUGCCAACUACUGUUUUGCCAACCAGAGCCACCAUGUUGGACUGCUGCUGCUGAGUGAGGUGGCUUUAGGGGACAGUAACGAGCUGCUGGACGCCAACUAUGAGGCCCAUAAGCUGCCUGCAGGAAAACACAGCACCAAGGGCCUGGGUCUGACCGGACCAGACCCGAAAAACGCCGUCACGCUGAACGGAGCGACGGUUCCGAUGGGUCCCGGUGUUAAAACCGGGGUUUCAAACCCCAACGGCUACUCUCUGCUCUACAACGAGUUCAUCGUUUACAACCCGGCUCAGACCCGGAUGAGCAGGUAGAGGAAGAUGAGGAUUAUGUCCAGGUAGAUGGUGAGAGCAGCGUUGACGUAUUCCUCCGGAUUCAGCCGGUAGCUCAUCUUUCCCAUCAUCAGCUGACAGUCGACCAGCAGGAACUGAGCCAGAAAGGGAAAGAGUUAAGCAGGAGAAUACAGCAGCGCUCCAAGACACCCAUAAAUGAUGCUGGCGACAUGGGAGUAGUAGAAGGUGCAGAUGAACCCAAACAUGAUGACAUCUACAGCCAUGAUCAAUAGGACACCGUAAUAGAUAGUGAAAUCAUAACGAGUCUGAAAACAGAACAGAAGGACACCCAGGAAGCUCAGUCAGAUGCUUCAGUGAAGUUUAGUGCUGCUGGAUGCAAACCAGGAUCUGAAAACUGGCAAUCGAUGUUGAUUAAAGGGAUAUAUGAUUGUUUUUU
Poecilia latipinna (sailfin molly) is the source of this 1521-nucleotide messenger RNA. Its product is annotated as poly [ADP-ribose] polymerase 2-like. Gene Ontology annotation, cellular component: nucleolus. The record is from RefSeq and is a predicted model, not a curated record. The transcript has 11 exons. Gene Ontology annotation, molecular function: NAD+ poly-ADP-ribosyltransferase activity. Gene Ontology annotation, biological process: protein poly-ADP-ribosylation; double-strand break repair. Lineage: Eukaryota; Metazoa; Chordata; Actinopteri; Cyprinodontiformes; Poeciliidae. The coding region runs from base 48 to 1106 and encodes 352 amino acids.